GAGCCCCAGUUAUUAUUGCACGAGUGCCCAACAACGAUCUCCGGUGAUAAUUGUUCGGAAACUUCCAUCUCCGGCGAAGAAAACGAUGAGGAAAUCUACAGAGAUUCCGGCGAAGGCCUCGGGUUUUGUUAAAUCGGAAGAGAAAACUGUGAAACCUCCUUUCAGACUUGCCGUCGAUGACACCAAACCUGUUCUUCAGGACCCGAUUCUGAGAUCGGACCCAAUGGAGACAGAAGAAGCUGUCCUGAGGCUGCCCUCUUUCCCGGUGAUGAGACCAUCUAAAUCGUAAAGAAGUUUCCAUCUGACUUGUAUUGUGAGUGCCGAGAAGAUGAUUUUAUCUCUGCUUGAUAAGCUUAGCUUAGAGUCCGUGUUAUUGAUUGAUGAUGGAGACAAUAGCUAGCCCAAAAGUGUUUCAGUAUUUGUAUCAGCAGCAGCAGCAGACCAGAGUGUGUUUUCAUUACAAGACUCUCUCAACCAUUCAUGGGGUUUGUUGAGGUUUUUUUUUUUUUUUUUUAAUUCAGACGCUGAGUGACUUGAAAGAGUUUAUAAAAGGUUUUCCUGUAA
Brassica oleracea var. oleracea is the source of this 564-nucleotide messenger RNA. RefSeq lists its product as uncharacterized. The transcript is spliced from 2 exons. The coding region runs from base 86 to 289 and encodes 67 amino acids. Lineage: Eukaryota; Viridiplantae; Streptophyta; Magnoliopsida; Brassicales; Brassicaceae. The record is from RefSeq and is a predicted model, not a curated record.